AUGUCAAUUUUGCAAAAUUCCAAAUACGAGGAAUUGUGCAGGCUCUGCGCCUCCAAAAUAGAAAUGUUUCUAGCGAUUAAUAUAUUCGAAGAUGAAGGUACAAUUCGUCAAAAAAUCGAUACUUGUCUUCCUGUGCAGGUACACGAAACUGAUGAGCUUCCUAAGAUGAUCUGUGAAACGUGUUUAUACAAAUUAGAACUGUUCAGUGAUUUCCGAGAGCGUUCUGUUCGAACGGAAAAAUUACUAGUCGAAUUAUACAAACAGCUAUCAACUUGCAUACAAACAGGCCAACAAUGUUUAGUUCCUCUCAAUGGAAACGAAGUCAUAAUGGUUCCUCAGCAUUUACUCAAUAAUCAAAACGUAUCCGAUAUAGAGCUGUCUUCGCUUUCGCAAAACGAAGGGCAAGAAAUAAUCCUAGGUCCCGAUAUUCAAUCACAGUCCUUAGAAAGCAUCGUAACAAACAGCCUGGGCAACCCCGAUUUCUCCAAUCAGACUUUCAACGCGCAGGAACAAACUAGUUCAAGUUCCAAAUUCGAAGAAAAUUUAAACCUAAUCCACCAGCAUCAACUACUCGCCGAUCAGUUCAGGUUGCAGCAGGAUUUGCAGCUCGAAAACGCAACAUUACCGUUACUUAACGACUUCAAAGACAUUUCGAACCAAAGCAACCACAGGUUCGAUCUCCAGGUGAAACUAGCCGAGCACAACAUGUGCCGGCUGGAAUUCGAAGACGGCAACAAGCUCCUUUCGUUGAACGAAGUCGCUCACAAACCCGACUUGGAGACGUACCGGCACGACGACAGCAGCAGCAACAGCAACAGCAUGAAUUCCUUGCCGUUGGAGAAGCGACUCGACGACAUCGCCCCGGACGCUUCCAUGGACAACAAGCAAAUGUUCGACUUGAACAGCACCAGCAACGACUCUCUAUUGGUGCUCAACGCGACCGAGGACUGUUUCUUUUGCAACGUAUGCAGCAGGAAUUUCGAACACAAGGCGGCGUUCGAUGUGCAUUGUUUGGAGCAUUUUCAUAAAUGCGACGGUUGCAAAUCCCUCUUCAUUAGUUUGGACGUCUUAAAUGCGCAUCGAAGGACGUGUCUUGCCGAUCAAAAGGAUAGUAAAUCGCCACUGAAGAAAGAAACGGACGAUUGGGGCAGCGAAGAAAGCGAUAACGACAUUAACACGUUCAAAGAAGACGCUGUAGAGGAGCAGGAGAACCAGCAGCAGACCAAUAACGAUGCCGAAACCGUGGAAAGUACUGAGAAAAAAUCGCAACAUUCGGGCGGAAAGAUGUGCACAGAGUGCGGGAAAAUGUACAAAACGAACUACAAACUGGUAGAGCACAUGCGAAAGCACACGGGGGAGAAACCUUACAAAUGCGGCUCGUGCGAUAAAGCUUUUAGAUCCAAAAUAGGGCUGGCCCAACACGAAGCAAAACACACAGGGCAGUACGAUUUUUCGUGUCCGACAUGCGGAAAGGGCUUUCAAUGUAGAAGUUACUUAAUGGUUCAUCAACGCGUUCAUUCCAACGUUAAACCGUACCCUUGCACAACGUGCGGACAGAAUUUCAAGACUAAACAAUCCCUUCUGGAUCAUACCAAUAGGCAUUUAGGCGUGAAGCCUUACAUCUGUGAUAUAUGCGGCCGGGGAUUUAUUACAAAAGGUCUCUGCCGCGCGCACAAGCGAGUCCACUCGGGCCUGGACAAUCGCAAGUACUCGUGCGACGUGUGCGACAAAAUGUUCGUGUCGAAGAGCUACUUGCAAACGCACCAGCGCAUCCACACCGGCGAGAAGCCGUUCAUGUGCGAGGUCUGCGGCAAGGGAUUCCUGACGCGCGUCGAUCUCAAAAUCCAUUCCACCAUGCACACCGGCGAGAAGUCGUUCGUGUGCGAGAUGUGCGGCAAGGCCUUCGCCAGACGGGACGCCCUCCGGUGUCACAGGAGGUCCCAUACAGGAGAAAGACCUUACAGUUGCGACACUUGCGGGCAAACGUUCACCCAAUUCACGCCGAUGGUGAUCCACAAGCGAUUGCACACGGGCGAGCGGCCGUAUUCCUGCGAGACGUGCGGAAAGGCGUUCGUUUCGAGAUCGACGAUGCUGGCGCAUGCCAAGAAACACGUGUGA
Phyllotreta striolata is the source of this 2118-nucleotide messenger RNA. Lineage: Eukaryota; Metazoa; Arthropoda; Insecta; Coleoptera; Chrysomelidae. The record is from the annotation of a GenBank genome assembly.